Messenger RNA from Fundulus heteroclitus (mummichog), 2659 nucleotides. RefSeq names its product maternal embryonic leucine zipper kinase (gene melk). Bases 176 to 2218 code for a protein of 680 amino acids. The transcript is spliced from 18 exons. Gene Ontology annotation, molecular function: protein serine/threonine kinase activity; ATP binding; tau-protein kinase activity. The record is from RefSeq and is a predicted model, not a curated record. Gene Ontology annotation, biological process: microtubule cytoskeleton organization; intracellular signal transduction; protein phosphorylation. Gene Ontology annotation, cellular component: cytoplasm. Lineage: Eukaryota; Metazoa; Chordata; Actinopteri; Cyprinodontiformes; Fundulidae.
CUAAACCGGAAGCAGGAAAUGUCGUCAGCGUUGACGAGCAAAAUUCAAACUUCUGGAACCAAACAUCCUUGAGAGAAGUGCUUUUCCACCGUAUGUUUUUCCCGACUUUAGGAUUUUUCGUUUGUUUUCCGAAACACUAAGGGACGCGUAUCUUUAGGCCGCUGGGACGAGGAGAAUGCCCGUGGAGAGGACGGAGAAACGCGGAGCCGCAGAGCUCUACCGAUACUAUGAGCUCUACGAGACCAUCGGCUCAGGUGGCUUCGCUAAAGUGAAGCUGGGCCGACACCUGCUGACGGGAGAAAAGGUGGCCAUCAAGAUCAUGAACAAAAAAGAUCUCGGGGAUGACUUGCCACGUGUAAAACUGGAGAUCGAAGCCAUGAGGAAUCUCAGUCAUCAGCAUAUCUGCAGGCUGUACCACGUUAUCGAGACGUCUACGCAGAUCUUCAUGGUGCUCGAGUACUGCCCUGGCGGGGAGUUGUUUGAUUACAUCAUAGCCAAGGACCGACUGUCGGAGCAGGAGACCAGGGUGUUCUUCAGACAGAUCGUGUCGGCGAUGGCCUACGUCCACAGCCAAGGAUACGCACACAGGGACCUAAAACCGGAAAAUCUGUUGAUCGAUGAGGACCAUAACCUGAAGCUCAUAGACUUUGGCCUGUGCGCUAAACCUAAGGGGGGUUUAGGUUAUGAGCUGAUGACGUGCUGCGGCAGCCCUGCGUAUGCUGCUCCUGAGCUCGUUCAAGGCAAAGCGUACAUUGGUUCAGAGGCUGACGUAUGGAGCAUGGGAGUGCUGCUGUUCGCUCUACUCUGUGGAUACCUCCCCUUUGACGACGACAACUGCAUGAUCCUUUACAGAAAGAUUACGAGGGGAACAUAUGAUAACCCGCAGUGGCUCUCACCAGGCAGCGUCCUCCUCCUCAACCAGAUGAUGCAGGUGGAGCCCAAGCGCCGUCUGACAGUCAGACAGCUGUUGGAUCAUCCCUGGGUGACGAAGGACUUCAACAGCCCCGUGGAGUGGCACAGCAAGCAGCCGGUCGACCACAUAGACGAGGACUGCAUCACUGAGAUGGCCGUCAACAUGAAGCGGUCCAGAGAGAGCACCACGGCGCUGGUCAAAGAGUGGAAGUACGACCAUAUUACAGCCACCUACCUGCUGCUGCUGUCAAAGAAGCAGAAGGGGAAGCCCAUUCGUCUUCGCCCGGAGUCAGCCCUCUGUGCGGACUCUCCUCUGCACCAAGGACUGCAGAAAAGAGAGACACUUUACUUCAGUGAAGACGAAGACGCUGUCAUUAUUGGGUCUUUGGACCUUUGCUCAAACUACAUUGAUGAUUGUCCAUGGGUGUCAGUUGAGCAGUACACACCGCAGGCGGGCAGAAGUCGGCAAGACGGAAACAAAGAGAUGAAACUGAUUUCACCAUUGGUGGACAAAAGAGACGCCUGCAGCCCGGCAGCAGGGAGGACGGCGACGCCGCAACGCCGUGAGAGGAGGCAGCGGGAUCAGGAGCAAGCCAGUGAGAACAAGGAGAACGUUCCUGACGAGAAAGGAGUUGAAGCGUUCGCGUUGCCUCCGCCCCGGACCCCCGCGUCCAGCAAGAAGAACGCACGCCUCAAGAACACGCUGAACACACCCAAUCAAAACGCCAACAACAAUGGCACCAAAGCCAGUGUGGCCACACCUAAAGUCGGUGGCGAGGGCGCAUCCAAGGAGCCCAGCAAGAAGAGAGCUGCUGAGCAUAAGGACGCUGCAAACCUGGACGUGUUGGCCUUCAGUCCAGAGCGAAGGUCCAGGUCUCUGGACAUGGCUGUGACGGGAGACAGCGGGAAGAAGAAGCGAGCGGGGAAGAUGUUUGGCUCCCUGGAAAGAGGCCUGGACAAGGUCAUCACCAUGCUCACGCCAAGUAAAAGACGAGCUAUGCGAGACGCUCCAAGGAAGAUUAAGGCUCAAUAUAACGUGACCCUGACCAGUGAGACCAGUCCGGAUCAGGUGUUGAACCAGAUCCUCUCCGCCCUGCCCGAGAAAAAUGUCCACUUCACACAGAAAGGGUACACCCUGAAGUGUAAGGCCUGGGAUGCCUUUGGGAAGGUGACGGUGGUGUUCGAGCUGGAGGUGUGCCUGCUGCAGAGGCCAGAGGUCGUCGGCGUGCGGCGGCAGAGGCUGAAGGGAGACGCGUGGGUUUACAAGCAUCUGGUGCAGGACAUCCUCGCUUCAUCCAGCAUCUAAGCAGCGUUUUAGCUGCUCUGCUGCCUGCCGGGGACACAAAAAACUGCAAAUAGUUAAACAGUGUUGGAAAUAUGGAUUCAGAGGAAGAUAUGUGUGGGUCAGCCACGUCAUGGCUGCUUUGUGUGUCUUUUUAUCGUAUGUAGAACUUUCCUCUGUAUAAUUCUUAACAAAUAAAAGGAUUUCUAUCAGUUGUCUUGAUGUAUGUAAAUCAGAGCUUCACCUCCCUGCUGUCUUUUAACAUGUUUUACUUUUCAAACCCCUGAAAGUGCAACUUUUCACGGAGCAUUACUAAUUUGCCAUCCUUCUUUCUUUUUAAUGUGCGUUUUGGUUACAGUUGUUUCCACGUUUUUACAGUGUUAUACAGCAAGUGUCUUGUUUUAUUUCCGUGUCCUCUGUCAUUCUCUCUGUGAUAAAAAUAAAAAUACGUUCUGUUUACUGACA